This is a messenger RNA of Rattus norvegicus (Norway rat), 4817 nucleotides long. Lineage: Eukaryota; Metazoa; Chordata; Mammalia; Rodentia; Muridae. The record is from RefSeq and is a predicted model, not a curated record.
GUUCAUUCCUUGUUUUGCUCAUUUGGUGCUGGAGUACGGAUCAAACCCACUUGGGCUACUAAGCCCCUCUGUCUAGACCAGAGAGGCCCCGCCUUCAGCAUGAAGGCACCGCCCCUCAGGAGGUCCUCUCCAGUCCGGCCCCGCCCACGUGAGCCUGCGCGUUAGGUAGCGCAGUCGGAAGCCGGGAGCAGGCACAGCCUAAGGCCCUCGUUACACCGCGGACCUGGCUUUAGCGUGCACCUGGAGUUGGGGCGCUCGGGUUGUGAGAUGGCGACGGCAGCCGAGUCCGGGGCCCGGACCUGGCCGGGCAGUGGUUCCCCACGUCUCGGCAGCCCGGCCGGCAGCCCUGUGCUGGGCAUCUCGGGCCGCGCACGCCCGGGGUCAGGGCCGGAGCGGACUGGCAGAGCUAUCGGCUCCGUAGCACCCGGCCACAGCUUUCGCAAGGUGACACUCACCAAGCCUACCUUCUGCCACCUCUGCUCGGACUUCAUCUGGGGAUUGGCCGGCUUCCUGUGCGAUGUCUGCAACUUCAUGUCCCAUGAGAAGUGCCUAAAGCAGGUGAAGACCCCGUGCACAAGCAUUGCGCCAAGCCUCGUCCGGGUCCCUGUAGCCCACUGCUUUGGUUCCCUUGGUCUCUACAAGCGCAAGUUCUGUGUGGUCUGCCGCAAGAGCCUGGAGGUACCUGCGUUCCGCUGUGAAGUGUGUGAGCUGCACGUUCACCCCGACUGUGUGCCCUUCGCCUGCAGCGACUGUCGUCAGUGUCACCAGGAUGGACAGCACGAUUAUGACACGUAUCACCACCACUGGAGGGAGGGGAAUCUGCCUUCUGGUGCUCGAUGUGAGGUCUGUAGGAAGACUUGUGGCUCCUCGGAUGUGCUGGCUGGUGUACGCUGCGAGUGGUGUGGUGUACAGGCUCACUCCGUGUGCUCCACAGCACUCACCCCUGAGUGUACAUUUGGACGUCUACGCUCCAUGGUACUGCCUCCUUCGUGUGUGCGCCUGUUGUCCCGAAACUUCAGCAAGAUGCACUGCUUCCGAAUCCCCGAGACCAUGGUCCUGGAGCUCGGUGAUGGGGAUGAUGGCCUAGAUGGGAGUGCUGCAGUCGGCACAGGCAGAGAGGUAUCGGCAGCUACAGAAUCUACCAAACAGACCCUGAAGAUCUUUGAUGGCAACGACUCCAUGAGGAAAAAUCAGUUUCGCCUGGUUACAGUUUCCCGCCUAGCUCGGAAUGAGGAAGUGAUGGAGGCAGCACUCCGGGCCUACUAUAUCAACGAGGACCCUAAGGACUUCCAGCUGCAGGCACUGCCCCUAACGUUACUGUCUGGCAAUGCCCAGGCUCUGGGGAAGGCCGGGACCACUGAGGAGGAGACAAGUAAAGACUCCGGGCCCGGGGAUUCCGUGCCUGAGGCCUGGGUCAUCAGGUCUCUGCCUCGUACCCAAGAGAUCCUGAAGAUCUACCCUGACUGGCUCAAGGUAGGUGUGGCCUACGUGUCCAUCCGUGUGAACUCCCAGAGUACAGCACGGUCUGUGGUUCAAGAGGUUCUCCCACUGUUUGGACGACAGGUUGAGGAUCAGGAGAGAUUCCAGCUGAUUGAGGUGCUUAUGAGCAGCAGACAAGUCCAACGGACGGUGCUGGUGGAUGAAGAACCUCUGCUAGAUCGACUCCGGGACAUCCGACAGACAUCUGUGCGCCAGGCGAGCCAGACGCGGUUCUAUGUGGCCGAGGCCAGGGCCGUGACCCCACAUGUCUCCCUGUUUGUGGGUGGCCUGCCACCUGGCUUGUCCCCUCAGGAUUACAGCAACCUGCUGCAUGAGGCCAUGGCCACCAAAGCUGCUGUGGUGUCUGUGAGUCACGUCUACUCCUUACAAGGUGCGGUAGUUCUGGAUGUCACCUGCUUCGCGGAGGCUGAGCGGCUAUACAUGCUGGCCAGGGACACAGCAGUGCAUGGCCGGCCACUGACUGCACUAGUGCUUCCAGAUGUGCUGAACCUGGCAAUGUCUGGGAAGAGGUGCACAGAGGGCUGCAGAGGACAGAGAAUUUCAUAUGAGGAUUGCCAGAAGGAUUUAUGCCUGGGUUCCACAAAGUCCCCACAGCACACGAAGCUGCCUCCUGACUGCUGCCCUCUCCUCGUGUUUGUGAACCCCAAGAGUGGGGGCCUCAAGGGACGAGAACUGCUCUGCAGUUUCCGGAAGCUGCUGAAUCCACACCAGGUCUUUGAGCUCACCAACGGGGGCCCUCUUCCUGGGUUCCACCUUUUCUCCCAGGUGCCCUGCUUUCGGGUACUGGUCUGUGGUGGAGAUGGCACCGUGGGCUGGGUGCUCGCUGCCCUGGAGGAGACAAGGCGCCAUCUGGCCUGCCCAGAGCCAUCUGUGGCCAUCCUACCCCUGGGGAAUGACCUUGGCCGGGUCCUCCGUUGGGGAGCAGGCUAUAGUGGUGAGGACCCAUUUUCUGUGCUGGUGUCUGUGGAUGAGGCUGAUGCUGUGCUCAUGGAUCGAUGGACAAUCCUGCUGGACGCUCAUGAAAUUGAUAGUACAGAGAACAAUGUGGUAGAAACAGAGCCCCCCAAGAUUGUUCAGAUGAAUAACUACUGUGGCAUUGGCAUUGAUGCGGAGCUCAGCCUAGACUUCCACCAGGCACGUGAAGAGGAGCCUGGCAAAUUCACAAGCAGGUUCCACAACAAGGGCGUGUAUGUGCGGGUUGGGCUGCAGAAGAUCAGCCACUCUCGAAGCCUGCACAAGGAGAUCCGUCUGCAGGUGGAGCAGCAGGAAGUGGAGCUGCCCAGCAUUGAGGGUCUUAUCUUCAUUAACAUCCCCAGCUGGGGCUCAGGGGCUGACCUGUGGGGCUCUGACAGUGACUCAAGGUUUGAGAAGCCACGCAUAGACGACGGGCUGUUGGAGGUGGUGGGUGUGACAGGUGUCGUGCACAUGGGCCAGGUACAAGGUGGGCUGCGCUCUGGAAUCCGAAUCGCCCAGGGCUCCUACUUCCGUGUCACACUCCUCAAGGCUACUCCAGUGCAGGUGGACGGUGAGCCCUGGAUUCAGGCCCCAGGUCACAUGAUCAUCUCUGCUACUGCACCUAAGGUUCACAUGCUGAGGAAAGCUAAGCAGAAGCCCAGGAAGGCUGGCGCCAUCAGGGAUACCCGAGUGGACACCUUGCCUGCUCCUGAGGGCAAUCCUUUAUAGAGGAGCCAAGAUGAAAGGUCUCAGCCACCCAGCCUUUCUCAUCUUUGGUUGGUCACACGCUGGCUGGCCAACAGAUGGACUUAGCUGUAGCACUGACCAUAGAAUCUCCAUGGGUCUUGGGAUGUUUCGAUCCCUCAUCCUUAUCCAGUAUCACGUGCAAACUUAGGAGAGGGUAGGUAAUGGUCACUACUCACUCCGCCUUAGUACCAAGGUAUUGACUGGGCACAAGGCUCUGGAAAGCUUGUAUUCUGCACAAGACUGAUUCUCACAGGAUGAGCGAAGCUGGUCCUUCCUGUUAGCCACAUUCCUUCCCUCCUUUGAAACCUCUCUUAAGAACUCUCUUGGACCUAAUACAUCUGGAUGCAGGCCAUCCAGGUGGGUCCUCUGAUUUCACUUUAUGUUCUUUCAAAACAGCUAACCAUGUUGGGCCCUGGCCUCCAUGCUGCCUGUUCUCCUGUACUGAUUAGAUGGAUGUGGCAUCCUCAAGUCCCCUGGGCUUAUCACUAGACAGCAAUUUGGGCUGAAGAUAGUUACAAGGUCUCAUCCAGCUGGCAGCCAUGAACUGACCAAGUUGUACUUAGGGAUGGGAAUCUUUGUCUACCCUGAGGGUAGGUGAGUUUAGCUAUCACGCAUGUGUCACACACAGCUGGAGUGUGUGCUAGGCCGUGUGUCCCUCCUUGACCACUGAGUGGGCACCUAGUGCCCAGAAAGGAUCAGAACAGGCCGGGUGGUACCUGGCUGAGGAGUGUGUAAAUAACUCCUGCUGUGGAGCAGCUAGAACUCCCUUAGACUCGACUUACAGCACUUUAUAGACAUGGUAUUUGCCUGCCUACAGCCCUUCCUUGUAGAUGUAGAGCUUCUACUCUGGCUCCUAAACAAAUGGAAGCAGCUCUGAUGGCCAGGCCUUGCUGGAGACACUGGGUUCACAGAAUGAGACAAAUGCUGUCUCUUCCAUGCACCCAAGAAUUCAUUGUCACACCUCAGACCCUAGGAAGAAUCUGCCCAGAAAUGAGCUGUCUAGGUAAGCCUGGUACAUGCCAAUAAUGGGCUAAAGCAUAACUGUGUCAUAGAGCUAAAUAAAGCCCCUGUCAGAAAGUGAACACGUUAAAGACAUUGAAAGCUCUAGCCUCAGCCCUGGAUAGGGGGAGACUCACAUGGAAAGUCUCCUGUGAUGCUUACCUCCCACCCCCAAAAGUAUGUCUAGAGCCUUUUCCAGUUUGUCAUUACUCAGCUUGUGGACACCUUCAGAAGUGUGACACUGGGGUGGUGUGGACCAGGGUGUCUACCUGCCUGGCAGCUUCAUAGGACCAUUGUGCCACCCGCUCACCUGCUUCUGCCAAAACUGCAUACAAGUACAUCAGAUAGCCAUUUGUGAUCUCAGUGUGGAUGAUCAUGUUUACACCAUUUUCAAUGUUCAAAAGAAAUUCGUUGUGAUGUAGUUUUUCCUUUUUAUUUCAAUCUGUAGAACUGUGUGUAAAUUAUGGUCAGUGUAGCAUGUCCUCUGUAUUUAAGUGAGACUGUCCUCUUGUGGAGUGUGUCCUGUCUACUGGUCCUGUCUUUGUCUGUAAAUUUAUCACUACCUGAAUGUGAUCUAAUUUAUAUCUGGGCCAAAUAUAGUGUGGGCUUUGCUGUCC